UUACAUGGCGCAAAUUUUUCAAAAUUCAAAUGGUGCUGUUGAGCCUGCUUCUUCGGCCAAAGCCAUUGAUGGUAUCACCUUUGAAAGUGUUAGACGUUGGGGCAUUGAACAAGGUAAAAUACUAAAAGAUUAUUUAUAUCUAUGUCUUAUAUUAGAAAAUGAUAUUAAUGGGGAUGUACUCUUAGAAUUAGAUCAUGAAGUUCUUAGAGAGCUAAAAAUUAGAUCAAUCGGCGAUCGUAUUAGGCUCAUAGCAGCAGUAAGAAAUUUGUUAAAAAUUUGUGCCGGAAACAAUUGUUCUACGAUUAAAUAUCCUAAGGAUACAAAUUCACCCGAAAACGAAAAGAUCAAAAGUACACUUUCAAGAUCCAAUUCGAAUUCACGUGUACUUGCAAGAUCCAAUUCAAAUUCACGAAUGGUCAUGAGAUCGAAUUCUACGAACCGUGGAAAUAAGGAUUAUAAACCACCCGCACAUAUUAAAGUAGAGUUUCCUAUGUCUCUUGAGAGUGUUAUGCAGCGAUGUAUUAAAGUUUAUGGUGAAGAAGGUCAAACACGGACUAUCCCUAUAAACAACAUCACAGACGCUAAAUCUAUUUUGGCACGUAUUUUACAAAAGUUUAAUAUUAAUGAGGAUGCUGAAAAAUAUUCAUUAUUUGCUACGUUAAGCGAUGGUGCACCACGAAGUUUGUCUGAUGAGGAGAUAGUCGAUAUUUGUACAAGCGUCAAUAGACCAGAGCGUGAAAGACUUACCCUACGAAAGAAACAUCUACCAAUGAGCCACGAGCAAAAAAAGGAACAAAUGAGAAGUAAAAAAUUAGAAAAUUUCUUUGGUGAACAACCACCACGCGCACAGCCAACCGGAAUAGCUGGAAUAUCACAUAGGAAAUUAAGAAAUUUCUUUGGCGUACGUCCACCAUCUGAAUUAAUUUCAUCAAAUUUGACAGACUAUUUCCCUGGUCAUACCACUGAAGAUCUUGAACGUAGUGCCAGGAAAUCUAUGAUAAGGACUUCAAGAAGAAUGUCUUCUGCUUCUAGGACUUCAAGAACAAGAUCUAGACGUAUAUCUAGAGCAUUCGAAGAUGUCAAUAGAAUGAGUACAAUAUUGAGCUCUCCAAUGAGUUUAGAACAUUUUGAAAUAACUAUUCCAGAAGAGGAGCCAGAGAAAGAUGAUUCUUUUGGGCAUGAUAAAAAUUCAAAUAUUAGGUGGAUGAAAGGCGAUUUGAUAGGUAAGGGCUCCUUUGGUAGCGUAUAUCUUGGACUUAAUGCAGCUACUGGAGAAUUGAUGGCAGUUAAGCAAGUGGAGUUGCCUACUGGAAAUUCUGCAAAUGAAGAGCGAUCUCAAGACGAUGAUGAAACAUUAAAUAUUUUUUUGGAAUAUGUACCUGGGGGAUCCGUUACAACAAUGCUUAAUAACUAUGGCGCAUUGGAAGAACCUUUAGUUAGGUCAUUUGUCCGACAAAUUUUAGAAGGGUUAAAAUAUUUGCAUGGAAAGGACAUCAUACAUCGUGAUAUUAAAGGGGCUAAUAUUUUAGUGGAUAACAAAGGAAGAAUAAAAAUAUCAGAUUUUGGAAUAUCCAAAAAAGUAGAAGACCAGAUCAGGGCAUCAAUAUCAGUGCAUCGACCAUCGUUACAAGGAUCUAUUUUUUGGAUGGCACCAGAAGUUAUAAAACAGACAGCUUAUACAAGUAAAGCUGAUAUAUGGAGUUUAGGGUGUCUAAUUGUUGAAAUGUUUACAAGAAAUCAUCCCUUCCCAGAGUUUAAUCAAAUGCAGGCAAUGUUUAAGAUUGGUACGCAAUCAUGUGCACCAGAAAUUCCGGAAAAUAUAUCUGAUGAAGCAAAAGAUUUCUUGAAAAAGACAUUUGAACC
This is a messenger RNA of Cetraspora pellucida, 1863 nucleotides long. Lineage: Eukaryota; Fungi; Glomeromycota; Glomeromycetes; Diversisporales; Gigasporaceae. The record is from the annotation of a GenBank genome assembly.